Molecule: messenger RNA, 1371 nt
Organism: Calliphora vicina (urban bluebottle blowfly)
Lineage: Eukaryota; Metazoa; Arthropoda; Insecta; Diptera; Calliphoridae
Product: fibroblast growth factor receptor 2
Exons: 4
Coding region: 57-1109 (350 amino acids)
Source: RefSeq, a predicted model, not a curated record
AAAAUACAAGCACUUGCUAUAAUGUUUAGUGCAUUAAAUUGUUGCGGUUCUUGAAGAUGGUCAGCAAUAAAAUUACAGUUAAUAGAGUGUUAAAUAUUUGCGUCUUUCUAAUUGGAUUCAUCCUAUUAAAUGGAGUUUUAUAUCGAUCAGCAAAUGGAUUUUUUAUUGACUAUACAGAAAAUUCAGAGCUUAUACAACAGCAAAUUGGAUACAAUAUUACGCUGCAAUGCAGUUUAAAAGGCCUGGUGGAUGAAACCAAAACUUCGGAUAUUACAUAUUAUUGGUAUUUCAAGCAAUGUGGUGAAGGUUCUGGUGGUACUCUCAAUUGUUAUGAUACAAAUGACAAUGAAGACUGGACUCAGUUGCCCUGUGAAGAUAAUGUUUGUAAAUCGGAGUUGAGCUUGAAGAAUGUAACCGAAAAAUAUUCUGGUCUAUAUAAAUGUACUGUAAUGCCUAAAAUGGGUAAUAUAUUGGAUGUUAAACUAGUGAGAACAUUUCAAUUGGAUAUAAAAAAUUCCUCUAUGAAAAUUCCGGAAUUUUUAGAUGCUUAUCCUUUAAAUAAAACUUUAAGUAGGGGAUCGCAGGCUGUUUUUCAAUGUCGUGUCUUUAGUGAAGAGUAUCCAACCAUUAAAUGGUUUCGUCGUCUACCAAAUUUAAAAUACAGCGAUUAUGAGAAUAUACAUUCAAUAGUGUAUUACAAUGGCCAGGCCUAUGAACUGUUGACAUCGGCCCGUGAGAAACCUACCGCCAUAGAUGUAUAUUUAAGUAAACUUAUAUUAAAUGAUGUACGUUCCCAAGAUGAGGGCUAUUAUGCUUGUGUGGCCAUAAGUUUUCGUGGUCAUAAUAUACGAGAAGCUUAUUUAAAAGUAUAUGCAUCAGACAAUGAUGAUUCGGCGGAUUACUGGUCGGAUUAUAGUGAGGAAGACGAUGACUUACCUACAGAUCCUAAGAAAUUUUGGUUACUCUUUCUAAUGCCUGUGGGUUUGGCAUUAUUGCCAAUAUCAGUAUAUCUGUGUUAUAUCAUUCAUAAGCGUUAUAGAAAUUCCAAUAUAAUGGAUCAAGCUAAAUAUUUCGGAGAAUAUGAUCAACAGUGUAUGUUAAGAUCGUAAUACAUACUUAAGUACAUAAUUACUACACAUUGCAAGAAUUCAAGUAUUUUAUUUUUAAAAUAACUUGAUUCUUUUGUUAAGAACACAUACAUACUUAUAAAAUAAAAGAUCGCUGUGCAAAUUUAAAUUUCCUAGCAUACCAAAGAUUGUAUUUAAAAUUAAAUAUAGUAUUUAAAACAUGUCACUACGGUUAAUUAGAGUUUACGCUUAUUAGUUGUAAAUAUCAAAUAUUUUAAAUAAAAUGGUAAAUUAUAAUUUUGAA